AUGCAUAAAAAUAAUCUAUCUAUCUAUCUAUCUAUCUAUCUAUCUAUCUAUGUUUAUUCAUAUCUAUCUAUUUCUGUUUAUUUCUAUCUAUCUUCGACCUUUGUUUCUUUGUUUGUUUGUUUCUUUCUUUCUUUAUUUCUUUCUUUCUUUCUUUCUGUAUUUCUUUCUUUCUUUCUAUCUUUCUUUCUUUCUCCUUUAUUUCUUUUCACUUCCUUUCUUUCUUUCAUGUUUUCUUUCAUUCUUUCUUUCUUUCUUCCUUUUGCUUUAGCCUUUUUUAGUCUUUCUUUCUUUCUUUCUUUUAGUUUGGCUGUUGUUUCUUUUCACUUUCUUUCCUUUUCUUUCUCUUACGUGAUUGAAAUCUAUCUAUCUAUCUAUCUAUCUAUCUAUCUAUCUAUCUAUCUCACUAGCAAGCUAAGUCCGUUCAUAAUCUAUCUAUCUAUCUAUCUAUCUAUCUAUCUAUCUAUCUAUCUAUCUAUCUAUCUAUCUAUCUCAGUCUGUUCAUAUCCGCAUCUAUCUAUCUAUCUAUCUAUCUAUCUAUCUAUCUAUCUCACUAGCAAGCUAAGUCCGUUCAUAAUCUAUCUAUCUAUCUAUCUAUCUCAGUCUGUUCAUAUCUAUCUAUCUAUCUAUCUAUCUAUCUAUCUAUCUAUCUAUCUAUCUAUCUAUCUCACUAGCAAGCUAAGUCCGUUCAUAAUCUAUCUAUCUAUCUAUCUAUCUAUCUAUCUAUCUAUCUAUCUAUCUAUCUAUCUCACUAAGUCCGUUCAUAAUCUAUCUAUCAUCUAUUCAUCUAUCAUUCUAUCUAUCUAUCUAUCUAUCUAUCUCAGUCUGUUCAUAUAUAUCUAUCUAUGUAUCUAUCUAUCUAUGUAUCUAUCUAUCUAUCUAUCUAGCUAG
Acanthosepion pharaonis is the source of this 888-nucleotide messenger RNA. NCBI's taxonomy places the organism in Eukaryota, Metazoa, Mollusca, Cephalopoda, Sepiida, Sepiidae. The record is from the annotation of a GenBank genome assembly.